CCCCGGCCCGCCGGGACGGACGGAGCCCGGCCCGGAGCGCCGCGGCCCCCUCAGAGCUUUUUCCAGCGCGAGGUGGAAGAUGAAGGUCAGAGGCUGAGGGAGCCACACCUGGAAGGGCACCUGGAACUCAGGUCGGGCUCGGAGGCCGGGCGGGAUCCAUGGAGGAGCCGAGCGGGCUCUGACUCCGCGGCGUUUUCCGGGCAGAAAUUCCAUGGCAAUGUAUCCUACAAGGGUCUCCGGUGAGGAAUGCAACGGCAUCAACGCCAUGGCGGCCGAGAGCGGCCCCGGCACGCGCCUGCGGAACCUCCCGGUGCUGCCGGACGCCCUGGACUCCACGCAGCCGUCGGCGGCGCCGGCGCCGGGCCAGGCCCAGCCCGGGGCCGGCGUCGGCGUCAACCCGCCGCCGCCGGAGACGUCCAACCCCAACAAACCCAAGCGCCAAACCAACCAGCUCCAGUACCUGCUCAAGGUGGUCCUCAAGACCCUCUGGAAGCACCAGUUCGCGUGGCCCUUCCAGCAGCCCGUGGACGCCGUCAAGCUCAACCUCCCGUUUUCGGCGCGGAACCUCCCGGUCCGUGGGGUCCCCCCGUUCGGGAGCCGCGGCGGCGCCGAGCCCGGCGUCACCCCCGGCCCCCCGCUGUGCUUGCAGGACGUGUUCGAGAUGCGCUUUGCCAAGAUGCCGGACGAGCCGGAGGAGCCGGCCGUGCCCGCCUCGUCGCCGGUGGUGGUGCCACCUCCCACCAAGGUGGCGCCGCCCUCGUCCAGCGACAGCAGCAGCGACAGCUCCUCGGACAGCGACAGCUCCUCCGACGACUCCGAGGAGGAGCGGGCGCAGCGCUUGGCCGAGCUGCAGGAGCAGCUGAAGGCCGUGCACGAGCAGCUGGCGGCGCUGUCCCAGCCCCAGCAGAACAAACCAAAGAAGAAGGAGAAGGACAAGAAGGAGAAGAAGAAGGAGAAGCACAAAAAGAAGGAGGAGCUGGACGAGGCCAAGAAGAGCAAGGCCAAGGAGCCGCCGCCCAAGAAGGCCAAGAAGAGCAACAGCAGCAGCAGCAGCAGCGCCUCCAGCAAGAAGGAGCCGGCGCCGGUGAAGCCCAGCAAAGCCGCGCCCGCCUACGAGUCGGAGGAGGAGGAGAAGUGCAAGCCCAUGUCCUACGAGGAGAAGCGGCAGCUGAGCCUGGACAUCAACAAACUGCCCGGCGAGAAGCUUGGGCGCGUGGUGCACAUCAUCCAGUCCCGCGAGCCCUCGCUCAAGAACUCCAACCCCGACGAGAUCGAGAUCGACUUCGAGACGCUGAAGCCGUCGACGCUGCGCGAGCUCGAGCGCUACGUCACCUCCUGCCUGCGCAAGAAGAGGAAAGCCCCAGAGAAGCUCGACGUCCUGGCCGGCUCCUCCAAGCUCAAGGGAUUCUCCUCGUCGGAGUCGGAAUCCAGCAGCGAGUCGAGCUCUUCCGACAGCGACGAGUCGGACUCAGAGAUGGCGCCGAAGUUGAAGAAAAAAGGGCACUCGGGGCGGGAGCAGAAAAAGCACCACCACCACCACCACCAGCCGCCGCCGCAGCCGCCGCCGGCGCCGCCGCAGCCCGCGCCGCCGGCGCUGCAGCCGCCGCAGCCGCCGCCCGUCCCGCAGCCCGCGGCGCCGCUGAAGGCGUCGCCGCCGCCGCCCUUCGUCGCCGCGCCGGUGCCCGUCCUGGAGCACCCCUUGCCGGGGACCAUGUUCGACACCAUGGCCCACUUCGGCCAACCCAUCCUGCACCUGCCCCAGGCCGAGCUGCCCCCGCCCCACCUGCCCCCGGCGCCCGAGCACAGCCCCUCGCCCCACCUCAACCAGCACGUGGUGUCUCCUCCAGCUUUGCACAACGCUCUGCCUCAGCAGCCCUCGAGGCCCAGCAACCGCGCGGCGGCGCUGCCCCCGAAGCCGCCGCGGCCGCCGGCCCCGUCGCCGGCGCUGCCGCCGCAGCCGCCGCCGCAGCCGCUGCUGCCGCAGCCGCCGCUGCCGCAGCCGCCGCAGGUGCUGCUGGAGGACGAGGAGCCGCCGGCGCCGGUGCCGGUGCCGCCGGCGCCGCCGCCGCACCACGGCCUGCCGCUGAGCGCCAGCCAGAUGCAGCUGUACCUGCAGCAGCUGCAGAAGGUGCAGCCGCAGCCUCCGCUUCUCCCUUCAGUGAAGGUCCAGUCGCAGCCGGCGCCGCAGCCGCAGCCGCCGCCGCCCCCCCCGGCGCUGCCGCCGCCGCCGGCGCACCCCGCGGUGCAGCCGCUGCAGCCGCCGCCGCGCCCGCUGCACCUGCAGCCCCUGCCCUUCCCGUCGCACCUGGCGCAGCCGCCGGCGCCGCCGCCGCCGCAGCCGGCGCCGCCGACGCAGCAGCAGCAGCCGCCGGCGCCGCCGCAGCCGCAGCCGGCGCCGGCAAAAGCGCAGCAGGUCAUCCAGCACCACCCGUCGCCGCGGCACCACAAAGCCGACCCCUACGGCGCCGGUGAGCGGCGGGGACGGAGACGGCGCCGAGGGGUGGGGGGGGUCACGGAUGGGUCACGGGAAUUGCGAGCGGCCUCGGUGGUGCAGUCGCAGCCGCUGGGGGGGGGGAAGGAGGAGAAGCUGCACUCGCCCGUGAUCCGCACCGAGACCUUCAGCCCCCCCCUGCGCCAGGAGCCCCCCAAGGGCCACCCCGAGGGCGUCAAGGCGGCCCCGCACCUCCCCCAGCUGCCCAAUUUUGGGGUUCAGAAUUCCCAAAUUUUGGUUUCAGGGCCGGAGCUGAAGCCCCUGGAGGGGGCGGGACCCCGGCCCGUGAUCCGCCCCCCCGAGCAGGCCCCGCCCCCCACGGACAAGGAGCGCCAAAAGGCCGAGCCCAAAACGCCCGUGGCCCCAAAAAAGGACCUGAAGAUCAAGAACAUGGGCUCGUGGGCCUCGCUGGUGCAGAAGCACCCGGCGGCGCCGGCGGCGGCGGCCAAGUCCUCCAGCGACUCCUUCGAGCAGUUCAAGCGGGCGGCGCGCGAGAAGGAGGAGCGCGAGAAGGCCCUCAAGGCCCAGGCCGAGCAGGUGGAGCGCGAGAAGGAGCGGCUGCGCCGGGAGCAGGAGAGGAUGAGGAGCCGGGAGGACGAGGAGGCGCUGGAGCAGGCGCGCCGGGUGCACGAGGAGGCGCGGCGGCGCCAGGAGCAGCAGCCGCCGCCGGGGCCGGGCGCGGCGGCGCCGGUGCCGGUGCCGGUGCCGGUGCCGGUGGCGGUGCCGGUGUCGGCCGCCUCGGCGGCGCCGCAGCCGCCGGCCCCGCCCGGCUCGCAGGCGCUGCUGGACCAGCAGCGCGAGCUGGCGCGCAAGAGGGAGCAGGAGCGGCGGCGGCGCGAGGCGAUGGCGGCGACGAUCGACAUGAACUUCCAGAGCGACCUCCUGGCCAUUUUCGAGGAGAAUCUUUUCUAGGAGCGGCGACUCCGGCCGGGAAUUUUGACUCUUUCCCAAAAAACAAACAAAAAAAAAAAAAAGGA
Molecule: messenger RNA, 3468 nt
Organism: Lonchura striata (white-rumped munia)
Lineage: Eukaryota; Metazoa; Chordata; Aves; Passeriformes; Estrildidae
Source: RefSeq, a predicted model, not a curated record